Molecule: messenger RNA, 255 nt
Organism: Cooperia oncophora
Lineage: Eukaryota; Metazoa; Nematoda; Chromadorea; Rhabditida; Trichostrongylidae
Source: the annotation of a GenBank genome assembly
AUGGUGACAAAGACGAAGAAAGUGUUCAUUGGUGGACUGUCGGCCUCAUCAACACUCGAGGAUAUGAAGACAUAUUUCGAGCAGUAUGGAAAGGUUGAGGAUGCUAUGCUUAUGUUCGACAAGGCUACCCAACGUCACAGAGGCUUUGGCUUCAUCACUUUUGACAACGACGAAGUGUCGGACAAAGUAUGCGAAAUCCAUUUCCACGAGAUCAAUGGGAAAAUGGUGGAGUGCAAGAAAGCGCAGCCUAAAGAA